Molecule: messenger RNA, 3711 nt
Organism: Alosa alosa (allis shad)
Lineage: Eukaryota; Metazoa; Chordata; Actinopteri; Clupeiformes; Clupeidae
Gene: sptlc3
Product: serine palmitoyltransferase, long chain base subunit 3
Exons: 13
Coding region: 393-2051 (552 amino acids)
Biological process (GO): sphingosine biosynthetic process; ceramide biosynthetic process
Cellular component (GO): serine palmitoyltransferase complex
Molecular function (GO): serine C-palmitoyltransferase activity; pyridoxal phosphate binding
Source: RefSeq, a predicted model, not a curated record
CUAGUUAGACAAGAGGUCAGGUGUGCCGCUAUUAUGAAGCACUCGUCGGUAUCCUAUCAAUAAUAGCCUACCAUGCGAUGCCAUCUGCGGUUGCUUCGUUAGUUAUCAAUGUGACACUAAAGUGGAUCGUUUAACAGCUAUGGAGAAGUGAAACUUGGUCAUCGUGUGUACGUUGACACGCCUUAUUCAUUCUGUCGUAGUAACUUAUGUCGUAUGGAGAAGUGAAACUUGGUCGACGUGUAACGUUAAGUUAACUAACCCUAUUCAUUCUGUCGUAUCAAACUUCUUCAGUGUACAGUAUAACUUAGACUGAUAGACAGAUAACUGUUUAUCUUAAUUGAUUGUAGGACGACGGCGUACAAGACACACCCCGCGGUAAGACCGCCGAAGACAUGGCGAGAACCGCUGAACUCGCCCAGAAUGGACAUGUAAGACAUGCACUGAACCAAAACAACGUGAAAAAUAUUGCAACAACGAAAAAUGGAUUUCACAAUAAAGUUGUGAAAAAUGGCACCAGCACAGGCACACGACCUCAGCGGCGAGGAGAGGAUUCCUUUGAACAGGCGCCCAUGCAUGUGGCCGUCCUAACCUACAUAGGAUUCGGGAUAGUCACCUUGUUUGGCUACUUUAGAGACUUUCUGCGGGCAGUUGGGCUGGAGAAAUGCCAUGUUGCUCAGGAGCGGGAUGAACAAAAGGACUUUGUUCCCCUUUACCAAGAUUUUGAGAACUUUUACACCCGUAAUCUAUACAUGAGGGUACGUGACAACUGGAACCGGCCCAUCUGCAGCGUGCCCGGUCCCGUGUUUGACCUCAUGGAGAGGGUAACCGAUGACUACAACUGGACCUAUCGGCUGACAGGAAAGACCAUAAAGAAUGUGAUAAACAUGGGGUCCUACAACUACCUGGGCUUUGCCGAGAACAAUGCUGACUUCUUGCAGACUGUGGCGGAUAAGCUGAGCAAGUACGGGGCGGGAGUCUGCGGCACUAGACAGGAGCUUGGUAACCUGAGUAUACAUGAGGAGCUAGAGCAGCUCGUGGCUGAAUUCCUAGGGGUGGAGUCUUCCCUGACAUUUGGAAUGGGCUUCGCCACAAACUCCAUGAACAUACCUGCGCUUGUGGGCAAGGGUUGCCUUAUCUUGAGUGACGAACUCAACCAUGCGUCUCUUGUCUUGGGAGCCAGGUUGUCGGCAGCUACGAUACGAGUGUUCAAGCACAACAAUAUGCAGAGCCUGGAGAAGCUGCUGAGGGAGGCCGUGAGCUCCGGUCAGCCACGCACACACCGGCCCUGGAAGAAGAUCCUUAUCCUGGUGGAGGGCAUCUACAGUAUGGAGGGCUCGUUGGUGCGUCUGCCUGAGAUCAUUGCCCUGAAAAAGAAGUACAAGGCCUACCUGUUUCUGGACGAGGCCCACAGUAUAGGUGCAGUGGGGCCCUCGGGACGUGGUGUGGUUGAGCACUUCGGAGUGGACCCACGGGAUGUGGACGUGCUCAUGGGAACCUUCACCAAAAGCUUUGGGGCUGCCGGGGGCUAUAUUGCUGGCAAAAAGGAGCUGGUGGACUACCUGCGUACCUACUCCCACAGUGCUGUCUACGGCUCCGCCAUGUCCCCGCCAAUCACUGAGCAAAUCAUCAGAGCCAUGAAGUGCAUCAUGGGAGCAGAUGGGACCAAAGAGGGGCACCAGAGAGUGCAGCAGCUGGUGGAGAACGUCCGGUACUUCAGGUCGCGUCUGCAGGAGAUGGGCUUCAUCAUUUAUGGCAACGUGGACUCUCCCGUGAUCCCUCUGCUGCUCUACCUACCAGGGAAAGUCGUGGCUUUCUCUCGAACCAUGCUGCAGAAGAACAUUGGCGUGGUGGUGGUAGGAUUCCCAGCCACGCCAAUCACUGAGGCCCGGGCACGCUUCUGUGUGUCGGCUGCCCAUACCCGACCCAUGCUGGACAAGGUGCUACAGGCGCUAAACGAAACCGGUGAUCUGCUUCGGGUGAAGUUCUCCCGCCACAGGCCCUCGUUGCGGCCAGCGCUCUACGACGAAACAGACUAUGAGCUGGAUAGCUGAUACGACGCAGAAACCUUUCAGCGACCUGCACAGAGAGCUCUAGUCCUGAGGGACAGUCCAUAUGAAGUUCAUAGUCCUCCAUUUUGGGAGGAACUGGGAUCCGUGUGCUCCUAUUACUACAGGGCUCUUUCUUAGUUUGAACGACUGCUUCUCAGUCCCCCAGAAGAGACAGGAUUCUAUCCCACCAGGCCUCAGUGGCGGUGGCUUUAGGAAAUGAGACACUCCUAACUGUGGACACUCAUAAAAAUGUUCUUCAGGCUCCUGUCUUUUAUGUCGCCCAUAAUCAUGAUCGAAAUCUGCGGCCGCUGGGACCAGCACUGUCAUAAAGGGGAAGCUGAAGAUGAAGGAAUAUGAAAGACCUUCAAAAAGCUGCUGCAGAUUAAACAGAAAAAACAGACAGAGCAAUAGAUUACAAACAGAACCAGACAAUUAACUCUCCAUCGCUGACCUACAUCACUAGUCCAAGAGAAGAUUGCGGAGCCCUUGAAGUGGUCGUUUUUCUCAACAGCUUUUUUUGCAGUGUCGGGAGAACGACCACCAUGGAGAGCACACAGUUAUGAGUUUGGAUGAUUGAGAGGGCGUAAGCAGGAGACAUGUUUUUUUGUUGAGAUUUACGCCACCAAUGGAAAAAGUUUCAUCUCAGCUGUGGUUAUUUUGAUGUUAUUUGUGAUCUACACGUUUGUCAGACUUCCCACACACACACUAAUGCAUUACCACAAUUACCCAUUUCAGAACGUUCUGUGAUGAACCGGUGCCUAUAAAUAAUACAGAACGAUUACACUUUAAUGACACAUGAUGAUUUCAGAAUGAUAACUUAAUUUCCGCUGUCAACUCUCAGUGUGGGGGGUUUACUGUUGUAUGUGCUCAUCUUUGUUGUCAUAUUUGCACGAUUCUGAAUUCCCCUGUUCGCACGUGUGUGGCAAACAGUCUCUGUAGAAACCGUACUGUUUUCCUGCAAAUACAAAGCAAUCUCUAACAACCUUCCUGAGGUAUAGUUUAGUGUCAAGACAAGUGAGUUCCAGCUUGUUCAUCUGUGUUUGAUUCUGUCAGCAGCUUAAUUGUUGCAUUUCAAGUCAAGGAGAGGCGCAACACAAACACGUAAAUGUCUGAUUUCUUUGAAGGUAAGCAUCCAGAGUGUGCAUUAUGACAGCCAACAUCAGAAUUACCUGACAGGCAAGAGCCCACAUUUCUUCAGGUAUAUAAUAAUUAAUUUGUUUAAUACCAGAGGGAAUCUAGGCUACAAUAAAUAUCUCACCGAAUGACAGCCAGAGGCAUAGCCUGCACUUGUUCGGUCCAACCCCCCCGACACAAUGUUUGUCUAUUUUCGUGGAUUGAAAUACUAUGGAGACAAGUAGACUCUCUGAAACAGAAUUGAAUACAAUGACAUGAUAGGAUAAUUUGCUGUUUGUUGAUUUUGAUAACAUGCAUGGAUACGGACUAUUUGCUCUUCAAAACAGAGACAACUACUUGGUCUGCUCUCAGAGAAAAUGUUCCCUUUUUACUCUGCAUCGGUUUUCCUUUGUUUGCCUUUUCUCUUGAUGGGAAAUUGUUCUGUUGCACUUAAUACAGUGGUACUGUACAUCUUGUAUUUUGGAAGGAGUCUCGAAAUGUCAGCAUUACUUGCUGAAGCAAGCAACAAUAUUAAAGCAACAUGAAACUA